Molecule: messenger RNA, 1714 nt
Organism: Trichobilharzia szidati
Lineage: Eukaryota; Metazoa; Platyhelminthes; Trematoda; Strigeidida; Schistosomatidae
Source: the annotation of a GenBank genome assembly
ACCAAACCGCGCUACUCAACGUCGUACGCUCCUAUGCCCUUGAACAACUGAGUACCAGUUAGUCAGUCGGAUAUUAAUUCCCUGUCACAGUUUUUCAACAUUUUAUUGGGGUGACAGAUAACAAAAAAAUUGUGGUAAAUCUUCUUGGAAGAAAUCUGUUACUUCUGAUUGUAUGAAAGAUGAAUCCUGCUGAGUCUUUACCGCCUGGUUGGGAAAUGCGAUUCGAUCCGAGAACAGGAAGAUGGUAUUUCGUAGAUCAUAACACCAGGUCUACACAAUGGGAACAUCCUGUAACAAAUAAGGCGUAUUCACCUCAACCAACUAGAAAUGUUAAUAUCAAUAAUAAUAAUAACAAUAACAAUAAUAAUAAUAGUAAUGGAGAACAAGACUGUGAACAGCAGGUAACCAAUGCAAAAAUUUCUAACUGCGAAAGUAUAAUCACUGAUGUUAUUUCAAAGGCACGUGCUCUACAACCAGAAAUAAAUCGUUUUGAAGGUUCACCUCAGAGUAAAGAGUACCGAUGUCUUAUGGAGAGUAUGGAACAAAUGAUAUUAAAUCUGGAUGCAUUAAACAUGGAUGGAAAUGAAGACUAUAGGUCAAUGCGACGGGAUGCUGUCAAAGAAAUCCAACAGUUAAUAGAAAUGUUAGAUUAUCGUUCACAGAUUUCUUCUACUCAAAAUGGUCAACAACAAGAAGAAAAAGAACAACAACAAGAACAAUCAUAGAUGGUAAUCUCCUCCGUCUCAUCUUCCCUACACUCUGUGUAUCUUUAAACCUGGCUAUACUUACUUUACCCCUUAUAUUGCUGAGUAAAUAAAGUUAACUGUGUGGUGCACAUAUGUGUUUAUAUACACACAUACGUCCACGGUAUAUUGCAUCAGUUCUUCUGCUUACUACUCGCUUACGAUGCGUUUUCAGGUGUUUUUUGUCUUAUCGUAUUUCAGUUCGAUUUUCUGUUGAAAUUACCGGCUUACAACUUUCGUGUAAACCAUAUCACACCUUUCAGAUCUCAGCAAUAGAAGAUAGAGAUAUACACAUAAGCGCAUGCAUGUAGUUACUUGUGAAUAGACCACACAUAUACACAUUGUUGCAGUAAAAGACCACUACUGGGAUUAACUAACUACUUUCGAAUGCCCUGAUUUCUCUUCGAUUUCAUUUCUUUUACAACUGACCCUCUAUCUCUCUCUCUUUUCUUCUCUCUCCAUCCUACGAAAUUUUUGAAAUUUAUUAUUUUUUCAAUAUAAUCUCCCCUUUGAAAAUAUGGCGUCGUAGUAGUGGUAUUUUGUUUUGCUGUGUCUUUCAGAAUUUUUUUGUUGUUAACAUAUUGUAAAGAGACAGAUCAAAUGAAUUCCAAACGACCUUUUUAUCAAGUUUACAUUUUAAUCAGUUUGUGUACCAAUGUAUAUUCUCCCGUGUUCCCCACCCCACCACCACCUCACUUUGUCUCGCGUUUUUGCUACAGUAUUACUUUAUCAUUCAUUGCCAUGACAAGUUUCUCAAUUCUUAAAUGGCUGACGUAUGUGUAUGUACAUGCGCGUGUGUUUGUUUGUUUGUUGAAAUGUCCAGAAUUUCUCAGGACAAUCUCAUAUCCACUGGUGGGGUUAUUACCCCUGAGUCCUUCUUCUUCUUUUUCCUUUACCUUGAAAGGAUUAAUUGACACUGUGUAAUAAAUAAUUCCCUUCUCCGCCUUUCUGUCAUGUUGUAUUCUUUUUCU